AUGCGAACUCGGGCUUCCAAGCUGGUAUCAUCAACGGCCCCGUCAAUACCGAUUUCCAUUUUCCGCCAGGUAAGUUGCGGUAGAAGAGGUGCGAGCCGGCCAUCGCUAACGUCAACCCUACUAGAGCGACCAGAAACACCACCAGACCCGUGCGCUAUCCUACCCUUCAGCCGUGACACAGACUUUGUCGAGCGGGGCAACAUACUCGAUCAGAUCCACCAAAAAUGUGCUGUGCCAGGAUCUCGGACUGCGCUCGUCGGCAUGGGCGGUGUCGGCAAGUCGCAACUCGCCAUCGAAUACGCAUACCAAAUCCGAGAGCGAUCCCCGCAAACGUGGGUCUUUUGGGUGCAUGCGAGCAGUGCUCGAUUCGAGCAGAAUCAUCAGGACCUUGCACGCUACCUCAAGAUCCCCGGACGGCAGGACCCAAACGCGGAUAUAUUCCAACUCGUGCACGACUGGCUGCGUGACAAAAAGAGAGCGGGGGAAUGGGUCCUCAUACUCGACAAUUUCGAUGAUGCCGAUUUCCUUUUCGAUGCUCGAAGUAUAAUGAACGCACGCGAAUUAGUCCGUGGGGCGGAUACUGCGCAUAAUGGGAAAGCGACCGGGUUGGGCGGCGGGAGCUUGCAGCCGCUCGUGUCAUACCUCCCACAAUGCCAGCACGGAUCCAUCCUGGUAACAACACGGACUAGAGACGCGGCGCUGAAGCUAGUUGAGCAGCGUGACAUUGUUACAGUUGAACCAAUGAACGAAACGGAGGCGAUCGCACUUUUACAAAGAAAAUUACCUGAGCAAGAUGAUAGCAAAAGCGUCACCGAACUCGCUGAAGCGCUCGAGUUUAUGCCGCUUGCUAUUGUUCAGGCAGCGGCUUACAUCUCUCGGAGAGCACCGCGCAGUUCGGUGUGGCAGUACCUCGAAACCUUCCGCAAAAGCGACCGCGAAAAAAUGAGUCUGCUAGACAGCGAGGCAGGACAUCUUCGAAGAGAUAAAGAAGCUAAGAACUCCAUUAUUAUCACAUGGCACAUCUCAUUUAAUCAUAUACGUCAAAUCAGGCCAUCAGCAGCUGAUUUGUUGGCACUGAUGAGCUUGUUUGAUCGGCAAGGGAUUCCUGAGACGCUGGUUCGAAGUCAAGUUGAACGGCUAUCACUUCUUUUUCAUCGCAACAAAGACCUAUAUAAGGGUGAGAAGCAGGACAGUGAGAGCAAUGAGGAAAUAGACGGAUUUGAGGACGACGUGCUCAUGCUGAAGGACUACUCGUUCAUCUCAAUUUCUGAGGGCCGAUCUAAGUUUGAGAUGCACGCGCUAGUACAGUUAGCAAUGAAGACGUGGAUGGAAGCAAACGGACAGCUGGAAAGAUGGAGACAGCAUCAUAUCAAGAUUCUGUGUGCUCAAUUCCCAAUAGGAGAGUACAAAAAGUGGCCCAUAUGUCAAGAACUUUUUCCACACGUCAAAUCUGCAGCGGCGCAGCAGCCGCUAGCACAAGAAUCACUGAGAGACUGGUCCUCUCUGCUACACAACGCAGCGUGGUACGCGUGGACUGUGAACAAUAGGGCUGAAGCGGAGGAGAUGGCUAUUCAAGCGAUGGAAGUAAGAAAGAAAAUCUUCGGGUGGGAGCAUAAAGAUACGUUAGACAGUAUGGCAAUGGUAAGCCUGGCCUAUAAGAAUAAGGGCCAGUGGGGCGCAGUGGAAAAGCUGCAGGUGCAAGUGAUGGAGAUUACUAAGAAGAAACGAGGAGCGAACCAUCUAAACACGCUAGCUGUAGAGAAUCGCAAGAAGAAACUAAGAACGGACCAUCCAGAGACGCUUAAGAGCAUGCAAAACCUAGCGGAAACGUUUUCGAAGCAAGGCCGACUAGAGGCAGCGGAAGAGCUAGAGUUGCAAAUAUUUAAGAUUCGCAAGAAGAAACUAGGAGCGGACCAUCCAGACACGCUCACCAGCAUGAACAACCUUGCCUUUACGUGGAAAGACCAGGGUCGAGAUGCGGAGGCUAUAAGUCUCAUGAGGCAAUGUGUACGGCUUUGACAAGUCAGAUUAGGCAUUGAUCAUCCCCGCUUUAUCAAUUCCUCAAAAGCGCUGGCUAGAUGGGAGAGGCAGGGUAGGCGGAAAUUGGUAGCUAAUGCUAAGAGAGAUGUGGCUGAAAGUAGAUAGUUUAGUCAAAAGUGAGAAAGUGAAGUGUACAGACAGAUAGGACACAUCAAACUCUGCAG
This is a messenger RNA of Mytilinidion resinicola, 2204 nucleotides long. Its product is annotated as putative kinesin. Bases 1 to 2019 code for a protein of 672 amino acids. The record is from RefSeq and is a predicted model, not a curated record. The transcript is spliced from 4 exons. Gene Ontology annotation, molecular function: protein binding. Lineage: Eukaryota; Fungi; Ascomycota; Dothideomycetes; Mytilinidiales; Mytilinidiaceae.